AUGAAAAGGAUUACCAGGGAAGACAUACUUUUGAAAUAUAAGGAUAAAGAUGAUUUUGUUUAUUACCAUUUGCAUAACAUAUUAACCCUCAAGCCGUUUAACGAACUUAUAGAAUAUGAAAAUGGGGACACUUACAUAGGAACAACAGAAAAAAGACGAAGACACGGCUAUGGUUAUUACAUAUACAAGGAUAGUAAGUCCAUAUAUCAAGGGAUAUGGAAGGAAAACACAAAAAGCGGCUUUGGGAUACUCUACAAUGAAAAGGAAGUUAUUUAUUCAGGCGAAUGGCUAAACAACAUUUCACAUGGUUUUGGAUGCAGCUACAAAAAUGACGAAUUAUUUUUUGGUGGUUACAAAUACGGUUUAAUGAAUGGUGUGGGAAUAUUAAAAAAAAAUACUAGUUUUAAUUUUUGCUUAUUUCAAUCGAACAGGAAAAAAUGUCUAAUUAAAAUUACGAAAUAUAUGAAAAUUUAUUUAUAUCUUUAUAAAAAUAACAAAAUUCUUUUUAAGGAAAAAUUAAAUGAUUUUUUCCCAUUUUAUAUGAACAGUAACAUUCCGAAUAUUUUACAUGAACAAAUUUUUCGUAAAUUAUUAAGUGUAGAUGAAUGGUCUCGUAUCCUUUCUUCGAAAUAUUAUAAAGUAAUAAAUACUAAACAGCAAAAUUCCCCCGGAAAAAAUGACUUUUUAAGUUACAUAAACUACAAAUCACGAAUAAUAUUCCGAAAGGGAAUGAGUAAUGAAACGGAAUUACCAAAAGAGGAAAAUAAAGAUUUUAAUGUUCAUCAUUACGAAUAUGCAUGGGGGAAUAGAAGCGAUGCGCCUCUAAGAUGCAAUGAUAAGCUCGAUGUAGAAACAACCCGUGAUGCUAACAAUGAAAUAAGUAAUUCUAACGACAGUCAAAAUGAUUUCCUGUCUUAUAAUAACCUAUUAGGAAGUUUUUACUCUUUAAGAACAAUGUCCAAACUUGCUAGUGAAAAAUGUGAUAUUUCAUAUAAUUCAUGUACAGAGGAUGAAGAAAGAAGAUUCCAUAAUUCAUCCUUACAAUUAAAUAAGAUGGUACCUUGUGAAAGUUUUAAUGAAAAACAUUUAUAUUACAGAAGCGAUUCCAGUAGUAGUACUAGCGACUUUUAUAUGGAUGUAACAUUCGAAAGCUCCUCCAGCUUUCCCAGUUUUAAAAAGAAAAGCAAAAUAAAGAUUCCCUAUCGUCAUAUUAGCAUAUAUGGUAAUAGCAAAAUAAGGACAGGGAAAAGAAGAAAGAAAAAAGAUAAGAAAAAAUAUUAUAAAUUACUCAUUGGAGAAUAUAAUAGAAAACGUUCUCAAUUGAAACUAGAUGGCUACGAGAAUUGUACUACCAUUGCGGGGGUAAAACGAAAUGAAAAUGUAUUGAACAGUGUUAGAAGUAAUGCAUAUAGUAAUAAUAAUAACAGUGGAAAUGGCAUCAAUGGAAAUGGUAUCAAUGGAAAUAGUAUCAAUGGAAAUAGUAUCAAUGGAAAUAGUAUCAAUGGAAAUGGUAUCAAUGGAAAUGGUAUCAAUGGAAGUGAUAAUAAUAAUAAUAAUAGUAAUAGUAGCACCGAUAAUAAUGAUACUACAUUUGCAGGUAACAAUAUUUAUUCGUCGAAAAAAGGAAAAAAGGCUUCAACGUACUUGCAUUUUUUAACUUAUUUAAAAGAGAUAAAUAGAAAAAAAAAAAUUGAAUGCAUAUAUCAGUGGCACAAGCAUCAUGUUUCAAUUUUGUUGUACCUCUUUAAACUUCAUAAAUAUAUACCUUCAUUUAAUUACAAUAAUAUUAAAGGUUUCCAUUUUUUUACAUUGAACAGUAAAAUAUUAAGACAAUUGGGUGUACAAAAUAAAGAGCACAUAUAUUUUUUAAUGAAUUUUAUUAAUAUAUUUAACAACAUUCAUAAUGUCUAUUUGCAGAUGUUAAUAAAAUGGACACAUGUAAAGAAAGACUUUUUGUUAACGUAUAAUUCUUUAAAUAAAAAAAAAUUUUGUAUUCUUAAAAAUUUACGGAAUGCUCCUAACAUGUACCUGUGCUAUUAUCAUAAUGCUCCUGUCUGCUUAAAAAUCGUUUCAAGUAAAACAAAGAAAACAUCCCAUGCAAAAAAUUGUAAAAAUGAACAAAUUAAGUUGAACAAAUACGCAGAAGGGGAUUGUUCUACCAUAUAUAUGCAUGAACAAGAGGAUGGUUUUGAUGGGGGCACAAGGGGUAAGCGGAUAGCAGCACAUUAUGAUCGCGAAAAAGCCAAAAUUAACAUGGACAUAGAAGCGAAAAUAAUAGACGAUACGAAGGGAAUAGCUCGUUGUGAAUGUACUACUACAGAUUGUCCUGAAUAUAGUGAAAUAAAAGCUGCACAUGAAUUAGGACAAUAUGAUGAGGGGCAGGGAAGUGAUGGGAAGAACGGAAAGAUUGACGAGAUGAAUGGAAAGAAUGGAAGGAAGAAUGAUGAAAAGGAUAUAACGUGCGUCUCCACCAACUUUAAGAAUGACCUUUUAAAUGCUGCACAGAAUUUUUUAUUCAAUGAAAAAUUGAAGAUAAAUUUUAUGCACAAUUUUGAAAAUAUAAAAAAAAAUGUGUUAAAAUUUGAGAUGAAAACAAAACAUAAAAAUGAGGAGGAGAGCAUAUAUGCGCGAAGGAGUGAUAUGAACGCUAGUAUACAUCCCCCCAAUUAUGAUAAUACCAUAUUAGAGAAUAAAAGAUACGUUCAGGAUGUGUAUAAUGAGAAGUUGUUGACUGGGCAGUAUACAAAAGUUAUAAAGGUAGUCAAUUAUGGAUAUCAUAAGAAUGUAAGUGGGUCAGACACAAACAACACAACAAAUAGCAGUAUGGAUGACAGUGGAAGUAGCAAAAGUGAUUAUAAUAAUGAUGUAAAUAAUUAUAUAGAAAAAUUAAAAUGCAAAAUGGCAUUUAUAAAAGAACAUUUUAUUAUUUCCAAUUUAAGACAUGCAAAUUUUGUUAAAUAUAUAGGUAAUAUUACAAGUAGGAAAAAAGAAAAAUUUGGACUAGUUUUCGAAUACUUGAGAGGAAAAUAUUUACACGAUUUUAUAUAUUAUAGUAAGAGUAAAAAAAAAAAAUGUACGUUAAAAAAUAGAAAAAUUAUAAAACUGUUUUAUGAAAUCUCGGUAUCAUUACGUUACAUGCAUGAUAAGUACAUAUACCAUGGAAACAUUAAUAGUAAAAAUAUAUUUAUAACAAACAAAGGGAAUAUAAAAAUUUGCAAUUUUCAGUACUCUUCCAUAGGAAGUUAUUACGACUACAAAGGAAACACCGGAGGGAGGUGCGACGCCUUCGGAAAGCAUAAUAGCAGCAAUGUAAGAAGGAACAUGAGCAGUAAUAACGAUAGCAAUAGCCGUAAUAGUCGCAGUAGCUACAAUUUUUUGUGUGACAAAAUGUGCUUACCCCUUCCAUACAUAACAUCAGUGAACUACACACGGGGUGCCAAUGUUAAAUCAUCUCCUUUGCUGCAAUUUCAUACAUUCACAUUUGAUAACAGGAAAGCGAACUAUGCGGAUGAUGCAUAUGUUGCUCCCGAAGUUUUAAGGGAAGAAGAAUAUACAGAUAAGAGUGAUAUAUACUCCUUCGGGAUAUUAAUGUAUGAAGUUCUUUUUGAAACCUUACCUUUCAAAAAUGAAAGCAUUCCAUUAUUUUUUCUGAUUUCUACAGGUUAUUAUCAAAAAUAUAUUAAUUUCGAUAUAAAUAAAUUAUACUCAAAAUUUGAUGGUGAUGAUGGCGAUGCGGAUAACAUGUUUCACGUUUCUAUAAAUAUUAUGUUAAUAAUUAAAGAGUGCCUUAACCCAGAACCCUGCAACAGACCCAGUUCAAAAUACUUAUGCAGCAGCUUUAAAUAUUUGCUCGAUUUGCUUACAAUGCAGGAUAUUAGCAAGUAG
Molecule: messenger RNA, 3885 nt
Organism: Plasmodium malariae
Lineage: Eukaryota; Apicomplexa; Aconoidasida; Haemosporida; Plasmodiidae
Product: protein kinase, putative
Exons: 4
Coding region: 1-3885 (1294 amino acids)
Biological process (GO): signal transduction; protein phosphorylation
Cellular component (GO): cytoplasm
Molecular function (GO): protein kinase activity; ATP binding
Source: RefSeq, a predicted model, not a curated record